AUGUUGAACAAGAAGAAGAAUGCUGUGGAUGAGGAGGAGGCAGGCAUGACAGUGCGUCAGCGCCUGCGGCAGAAGCGCGAAUUAGAGGAGAAGCGGAAGUUUGGCCUCGCACCGCUCGCCGUGGACGAAGUUUUGGGUAACGAGAUUAGCCCGAAUGUACCGCAGCUCAUCUCGCAGGCCCCGUGGUACUACGGCACAUCUGGCCCCACGCUUGACCACCAGCGCCUGAAACGCGAGGAUACGAUGGACAGGCUUCAGGACAAACACGACAAGGUCGUUGUGCUCGGAAAAGCAAAGACGUACACUGCAGGGGCCUGCUGCAACUGCGGUUCCAGCACGCACAAGACAAGCGACUGCUACAAACCGCGCAAGAAGGUAGGCGCCAGGUACAGCGGAAAGGUAACGGCGGUCGACAUGCAGGUGGAGCGGGUGGAUAAAAGUUACGCCCAAAAGCGUGAACGAUACGCCAUGGGCGCGGGUGUUGACUUGCUGCAGCAAGCACAGCAGGAGGAGGGAGAGGAAGAAACGCGGGCGGAGAGCAGACUUGAGGGCAACGGCGAGACGGUGAAAAAGUGCCCGCGUCUGCAGGAUCUUUUUGCGACGCAAACGGCAGUGACAGGCGGCGGGGUGGAAAUCAAAGAGCUGCCGAAGCACCUGCACAACCUCGACGACGACGGCGUACUGUUCGAUCCAAAGACGGGGUCAAUGCGUGGGAACCCGAACGCGGCGGAUCCAACUCGAGCAUUUCAGGGCGACCUUCAGCGCUACCGCACGGGUGACUACUACACAUACCUUGAUAUGCAGCUGCGGUUUCUGAACGGUGAGUCGAAGUCUAUUGUUGACUUUGGGCUGGACGAGCAGCUGCAGAAGCAGAAGCGACAAGAGCAGCAGCAAAAGGGCGAGGGUGACCGCAAUGACAGCCGCGUCCGUACGGAGGAGGAAACGACGCGGGAUCGAUUGGUGCGAUCACUCUACGGUGACUCCACAUUAGCCUCUGCAGAAAGUUUGCUACGCAUGAAGGAGGCAAUUGUCAGUGUGGCUGCUGCUGCGUCGUCCUCUUCCACGCCAAUGACGCUUCCUCACCCUCGUAUGCUAUCUGCGACGCGCAACGGCCAUACCUGCGUCUACGGCAGUUACUUUGACCGUGAUGGGUUCCGAUGGGGGUACAAGUGCUGCAAGCGCCUUGGAAAGGAUGCUGUGGCAUGCCAAUCAAAACAAGCAGAAACAGCCGUGGCCACAAAGGCAGAGGGGUGUAGUUUGGGCGAAGCAUCGUGA
Molecule: messenger RNA, 1275 nt
Organism: Trypanosoma rangeli
Lineage: Eukaryota; Euglenozoa; Kinetoplastea; Trypanosomatida; Trypanosomatidae
Product: pre-mRNA-processing factor SLU7
Exons: 1
Coding region: 1-1275 (424 amino acids)
Biological process (GO): mRNA splicing, via spliceosome
Cellular component (GO): spliceosomal complex
Molecular function (GO): pre-mRNA 3'-splice site binding
Source: RefSeq, a predicted model, not a curated record